CUCAGGGGAUCAGUAAAAGAUGGGAUAAACUCUAAUGUCAUACAGUAAAAUCACCCAUUAGAAGUGGUAACGAAAUGUGCACAAAAUCUGGGAGACCACUGUUUAGAAACAGCAGGGGACAAGAAUAUAUGAAUAUACUAAUAGACCACAGGAUAACCAUGGACUUGUUAAAUUUUGCAGUGGACUGUACUGUGGAGAUCCUUGAUCUUGUGGAAGUCUGGCACAGACCUGUACUUUAUUAAUCUGUUCCAGGAUCACUGUAGUGGGCCCCCACGUGUUCCUAUGUCUGGCACUUGGAAGGCAAAGCCAGCUCAGAUUCCUUUGCUCCAGUAGGGUUGGCUUGUCUACAAAUGUCGACCACCAGUACAGUGUGGCUAUAAAAAAGGCAAAUGCAAUCAGGUGUGAUAUUCCCUAGGAGAGUGAAAAGUACCAAUACAUAAGGCUUGGAGACUGCACGCCGCCUUCCAGCUGCGGUUGUGGUCACCUGUGUCUGUGAAGGGGAGUGAGAAAGACAAAACGCAGCCCUUUCAUAUUAUGUGUGCUAAAGUGGGAACAGGUGCAGAGGGAGAGGGGUAAGCUUUUCUUCGGAGCCUAGAAGAGCUCCUUAUCUCUAGGCUUGCAAAACGAGGUCUUUAAGGUGAAGCUUUUGAUAUCUAUAAAUACACCAAGAGGACUUCUAGAGCACCUCAGGAGACAUCCCAAGUGGAUAGCUGAACAAUGGCUGAACUCACCAUGGAGAAUGGCAGCUGCAUGGACUGGCAAAAGCGAUGUCUUGCGUUGGAGUCCCAGCUCUUCAAAUUCCGCUUGCAGGCAAGCAAGAUCCGAGAACUGUUAGCUGAGAAGAUGCAAGAAUUGGAGCAGAGAGUAAUGGAAGCAGAGCAAAGAGCUGAGGAUGCAGAGAAACAGGUCAGAAUUAUGGAAGAAGAGAUAAAACUAGCCAACAUGAAGACUGGUGAAUCAGACAGCACUCUGUACAGGAAAUACCAGGAGCUGUUGGGUACAGUGCAAGGAAAAGAAGACCUGAUUAACAGACUGGAGACUCAGCUAGCAAAACAGAAACAGCUGAGGACUGAGGAAGCCAAAAUUGUUCAAGAAAAAGCUGCCAAGAUCAAAGAGUGGGUAACAUUUAAGCUGAGAGAGCUUGAGCUAGAAAACUACCACCUGAAAAACUGUAAUCAGAGGCUGACGGAGCAAAUUGAAGCCCUUCAGGAUACACUGCAAGGUAUGACCAGCAUUUCUCCCUUUAAAUCUCUUUGGAGCUGUAAUUCUCUGAAGUCCAGAGCACCACAGGCUUCUUUACCUGAGAAGAUAGACCAGACAUCUAUGCUUCUCGCACCUGGUUUCAGGCAGGUAUGUCAAACAAGACCUACCAAACGUGUCUUCUCUACAACAAGCAUCGUCCUUGCCAAUGACACCUUCACUGAGGAUGGAGGGGAUAAAUCUCUGCUUUCUCAGAACACACUGAAGCUCAUGUCUGACCCAUCAAGCUGGAACCUCUCUGCAGAGAAAGACAUAUUUUCAACCAUAAGCUCUGAACACAGGUUAGGGUGCUCUGAUCCUGUGUCUCUGGACCCUCCAGCUGAGCCCACAAAAAUCCUUGAGGCUUUGACUUUCCGGUCUUCAUUAGAGGGAAACCAUCGCACUGUGAGCACCUUGCAACAAACGUCUUUGGAUGGAGUUGGCUCCUCUGAUGACCUGAGUGCCAGGUUCCGUUCCCACCACCUGGAUUCCACUUCCUCAGGAGAAAUAAUGAGCAUGCUUGAGGGCCCCCUCCAGACUGCUGGGCCACCCCUGGCCGUGUCAACGUCGGCUGUUACAGCAGGUUCCAUCUGUCCAGGGCGGGAAUGUGCCCUUGGAAGUAGUAUGACCUUUCCAAAAACACGGACUCCCAAUGCACCAAGAGAUAGUAUCCAACUAGCCAAGAGACAUUACAGCCAACCACAGUCAGGUGCUGGUUCUUUCCAUCGUGUAAUGAACUUAGAGGCUAGCACCUUCCAGCCCAUAACAGACUUCCCAGUCUGCCAUGGGCCAGUGGAGGAAACAGACAUUGAUGAUUAUAGGGUGCAGGAUAAGAUGGAGACGGAAGGUGGCCUGGUGAGGGAAGAAGCUGGAAUGUAUGAGAUCAAGCACUUAACUGCAAAGAGAGAAGCUGUGAGUUCUGAGGCUGGCAUACUUGAUCCAGGAGGUAAACCUCCCACACCACCGCUGCACAGAUUCCCGUCAUGGGAAAGUCGAAUCUAUGAUAUGGCCAAGUCUGGCAUGAGGCUGUCUGAAGCAGCCGCUGUGAACGAUGCUUCCAGCUGCUUUUCAAAUUUCUCACGUUCAGCUUCUGGGCCAUUUACCGGUCUCAUCCACAGAAACAUGGCAGUGCCAGUCUACACUACGCUGAAGGGGAAAGCCACACAGAUCAGCAACGUGCCUUUCUUAGAUGAGUCUUCAGGCUCUGAUGACGACUGUGGCUCCCAUGCCAGCUUCAGGAAUUCUACUGCUGGAUCUGAAAACAGGAAAGCUAGCAUGCCAGGCAGCCCUCGUGCAGUGAAAAGAGGUGUUUCUAUGUCCUCACUGAGCUCUGAGAGUGACUAUGCCAUCCCUCCUGAUGCCUACUCCUUGGAUGGGGACUAUUCAGAGCCAGAACAUAAGCUACAGCGGACAUCUUCCUAUUCCACUGAUGGUGGAAUCUGCACUGAAUCCAUGGAGAAAUCAGGUUACUUGCUGAAAAUGGGCAGUCAGGUGAAGAUGUGGAAGAGACGAUGGUUUGUUUUAAGAAAUGGACAAAUCAUGUACUACAAGUCUCCGAGCGAUGUUAUCCGCAAACCACAAGGGCAGAUGGAGCUGAAUUCCUCAUGCCAAAUUGUCAGAGGUGAAGGGUCCCAAACAUUCCAGCUCAUGACAGAGAAGAGAACCUACUUCCUGACAGCAGACUCUCCCAACAUCCUGGAGGAAUGGAUUCAUGUCCUACAGAGCAUCCUUAGAGUGCAAGUGACCAGUCCUGUUGGUGUUCCUCAUAGUGAUGCUAAACCUACUGUGAAAGGCUGGCUCACCAAGGUCAAGCAUGGUCACUCUAAGCUGGUCUGGUGUGCACUGAUUGGAAAAACUUUUUACUACUAUCGAAAUCAUGAGGAUAAGUGUCCCUUAGGACAUCUGCCUUUGCGUGAGUCCAAGGUGGAAGAAGUGGACCGUUCCUGUGACUCUGAUGAAGAUUAUGAAGCCACUGGUGGAGGACUUCUCUCAUCCCACUGCACUUUGGUGAUUCACCCACAAGACCAGAGUCCCACAUACUUACUCAUUCGCACAAAACAUGAGAAGAAUACCUGGCUGUACCAUCUGACAGUAGCAGCUGGUAGCAGUAAUGCCACAGUGGGAACAUCAUACGAACAACUCAUUGGAAAACUGUUGGAUGCAGAGGGAGACCCUAAUUCUCCUCUGUGGAAACAUCCUAUGUUGUGCUACAGUAAGGAUGGGUUGCACACAUCCCUCACCACCCUCCCAUCUGAGGCUCUGCAGACUGAAGCUCUGAAACUUUUCAAGUCCUGUCAGCUGUUCAUCAAUGUCUCCGUGGAAGCAUCCUCUGUUGAUUACCAUGUGUCACUUGCCCAGACAGCACUGCAGGUCUGCUUGACGCAUACUGAGCUGCAGAAUGAAAUCUACUGUCAGCUUGUUAAACAGACAAGUUGCCGACAGCCCCAGAACCACUCAGUCAUUCAGUGCUGGCAACUCCUGGCUUUAUGUGCUCCUCUGUUCCUGCCACAACAUCACUUCCUCUGGUACAUCAAACAGCACUUCCAGCGCCAUGCAGACCCCAGGAGUGAAAUAGGCAAGUAUGCCAUCUACUGCCAGAGAUCAGUGGACCGCACUGUGCAGACUGGCGAGCGGGAAGCCAAGCCGUCACGGAUGGAGAUCGUGUCCAUCCUGCUGAGAAAUCCCUACCACCACUCACUGCCCUUCAGCAUCCCGGUGCACUUUAUGAACGGAACCUACCAGGUUGUAGGUUUUGAUGGCUCCUCAACAGUUGACGAAUUCAUCCAGCGGCUGAAUCAGGAGACAGGAAUGAGAAAACCAUCCCACAUGGGAUUUUCUCUGUUCACAGAUGAUCCUUCUGGCAGGGAUUUGGAGCACUGUUUGCAGGGCAACAUGAAGAUCUGUGACGUCAUUUCUAAAUGGGAACAAGCCUUAAAAGAAUUGCACCCUGGGAAAUAUGAAGGUGGCACAAGAAUCGUGAAAUUGACCUAUAAGAACAGGCUGUAUUUUCGGAGCCAAGCCAAGGGUGAGACAGACCGGGAGCGGUUGCUGCUGGCCUUCCAAGUCAGCAAUGAAAUAGCCAGUGGAAGGUUUCCUGUUAAUAAGGAAUUAGCUCUGGAAAUGGUUGCUCUGAUGGCUCAGGUGGAAUAUGGGGAUUUGGAUCGACCAGGAUCUUCAAGCCCUGGGGGAACAUCACAAUCCAAAAUGCAGCAUCUUCUCCACCAGGUCUUAGAUAAAUUCUACCCCAAACGCUACAAGCAAAACAUUGCUCCUGAACAGCUCAGGCAACUGGCUGACAGGCUGGCGACAAAGUGGAUGGUGCUGCAGGGAUGCUCUCCACCGGAAUGUGUUCGAAUUUAUUUAACGGUGGCCCGCAAAUGGCCUCUCUUUGGAACCAAAAUGUUUGCUGCUAAGCCUAUUUUGCCUUCCUCCUUGGAAGACUGUCCAGUCUGGAUAGCUGUGAAUGAAGAUGGUAUCAGCAUACUGGAUUAUAACACUAUGCACUUGAAGCUUUCUUAUUCGUACUCUUCCGUGCUGACCUUUGGAGGCUGUCGAGAUGACUUCAUGAUUGUAGUCAGUCAAAUAAAAGAAAGGAGUUCUGGAAAAAACAGCACAGAAAAACUCCUUUUUGCAAUGGCAAUUCCAAAGAUUGUUGAAGCAACACUUCUUAUUGCCAGCUAUAUUAACUACCGUUCAACAGCUUCACUUCUACCCUCUACACAACCUUCCCGAAACGCAACACCUGCUAACAAGCUCUGGGAGACGGAAAGUCGGUGCUUUUUUCCUUCCAAGCCUCGAAGCACUAAGGGGCCCACCCUGCUCUGAGGGCUCAUUCCAAAUUACUUUGGAGAUUUUUUUGUUUAUGGAUUUUUCUUUUGUUUCUUUUUUUUUUUUUACACUACUGUGUACUGACUUGCAGACUGCUAUGAUUUUGCCAGUUGUACACCUUAUUUUAAUGCAGAUACUGAUUCUUUUUCCUUAAAAACAGACAAAGUUCCGUAGUGUGGGUAGAGGCAGUGUCCUUUCUCCUCAAAAGUGUUGAUCUUGGGGAUUGUGCAGGAGUUUCUUUUCCAUGCCACACUCCACCCAAGAUGCCACGCCUCAGGUCCUUUCCCUGCACAGUGCUCCAGUCGCACUGCAUCUCCUGCUCUUCCCUUGCACCCAUUCUUCUUCCAUCUCCUGCUGUUACAGCUUUGCUCACAAGCACAUACAGUUUGCAUUGAUCCAUUUUCAGCUUUGCACCUGCUUUUAGAUUGCUGCACUGCACCUUAUGCUUGGAACCUCAGUCCAGCUCUUAAACUCCUAGUGACCUCUUUUCCUCAUCACAGCACCUUUCAAUUAUUCCCACUAUUUCCAAUAAUCUUCUGCUUGCAUCAGUCACUAACUUGUUCACUCUUUACCUGCAUUAGACUGCAACCUCCGCAAGGCAGAUUUGAGUGGUGUAGGGUUGAAUUUGACUGCAGUGGGCUGAGCACACAGUCCUAUUAAAAUUAAAAACAGGUGGUUCGGGAUACUGUAGCAUGUGGCAUGAACCCUCUACAAGGAUGCAUCCUGCUGAUUAUUACCUGUAUAAGGAGUUGCCUAUCAAUUCCUCAUGAACUAGACACACACUGAAAAAUCUAUUACCAGAUUGUAAAGAUUAAUAAGACAUAGAUGGCCAAGUAGUUUAGACAUAACCAUGUCUAUGCUCUGGUUAUCAAUAGCUAUCAUAUUAUAGUUUUGACUGGUGUUUAAAUUCACUCCUGCCACUCAGAACAACUAUUAAGAUAACUAUUGUAGUUUCUGGAAAAAAAAAAAAAAAGCUCUCUGUAUUUAUGCAACUGCUUAACAUAACCAAGACAAUUUAUUUUUUCCUAAAGCUACAU
This is a messenger RNA of Cygnus olor (mute swan), 6104 nucleotides long. RefSeq names its product pleckstrin homology, MyTH4 and FERM domain containing H1 (gene PLEKHH1). The record is from RefSeq and is a predicted model, not a curated record. Bases 718 to 5064 code for a protein of 1448 amino acids. NCBI's taxonomy places the organism in Eukaryota, Metazoa, Chordata, Aves, Anseriformes, Anatidae. Gene Ontology annotation, cellular component: cytoskeleton. The transcript is spliced from 29 exons.